AAAGCAGACCCAUAUAGUUUAUAUAGUUCACAUAUAGUUUUGGAUUUUGCCUAAUUAUCACACAAACACCACAAUAUAGUGACACACUUUUAGCCGCCCCUUACUCGGUUUGAGCUUCUGAAUAUUGCAUGGACGUGCACGAUGACAUAAAAGCCUCCUUGCAGCGUUUCCUCCGAGGCUGCGGUUGAGUGGAGACGAAGGAAGGUCAGCUCGGGAUAUAUUUUACAUAAACACAGGUCCCUAAAACUUGCUUAGACAGAAUGAUUCGAUUUGCCAGCGUGGUCCGGCGCCUACUGCAGUGAAGGAAUGACACGUACGUUUCAGCUUUGCCCAUUGUUCAUUUAACAGUUUGUUAAUUAGAGGAUGCGGGAUUAGACCGAAAUUCGUUGUCGUUCUCUGACGAACGCCCGGAAGGAGCUGGGCUCGACGCAGACGCUCAGCGGGUUCGUGUGGAUGUUGCAAUUGGUUUUCCAGGGGACCGACACCGACUGCGUUCUCCAGCAGCACACACCCCUCAGCACCGGUGAUGCGUCCCGGCGCCAAGGGCGCGGACAACUCCUCGUUUGAGUCGUCUCGACUUUAGAAUGGUGCAGAAAUCCCUCAACGGCGGGGUUUACCCAACUCAAGCCGGGGAGAAGAAGCACAAAGUCGGGUUCGUCGGCUUGGACCCCGGCGCCCCCGAAUCCAGCAGGGAUGGGGCGCUGCUCAUCGCCGCCUCGGGCAGCGCCAAGCGGAACAGCAUCCUCUGCAGACCGCGCUCCAGCAUCUCCGCCGGGAGACCCAGGCCGUCGAAGAAAAACGCCAGCUAUCGGAAACUACAGAAUUUCCUCUACAACGCGCUGGAGAGACCGCGGGGAUGGGCGUUCAUCUACCACGCUUAUGUGUUCCUCUUGGUCUUCUCCUGCCUCAUCCUCUCAGUGUUUGCCACCAUCAAAGAGUUCAAAAAUGGCUCAGAGAGUGCCUUGUACAUCCUGGAAAUUGUGACCAUCGUGGUGUUCGGGGUGGAGUACAUAGUGAGGAUAUGGGCGGCGGGCUGCUGCUGUCGAUACAGAGGAUGGAGAGGGAGGCUAAAAUUCGCCAGAAAGCCUUUCUGUGUCAUAGACAUUAUGGUGCUGAUUGCAUCCGUAUCUGUGCUGGCUGCUGGAUCUCAGGGCAACGUGUUCGCCACCUCCGCCAUCAGGAGCUUGAGAUUCUUGCAGAUCCUGCGCAUGCUGCGUAUGGACCGGCGUGGAGGAACCUGGAAGCUGCUGGGAUCGGUCGUUUACGCUCACAGCAAGGAGCUCAUCACAGCCUGGUACAUCGGCUUCCUGUGCCUGAUCCUGGCCUCGUUCCUGGUCUACUCUGUGGAGAAGGAGUUAAAUGAUGAGUUUGAGACCUAUGCUGACGCUCUGUGGUGGGGACUGAUCACACUCACCACUAUUGGUUAUGGAGAUAAAGUUCCCAAGACGUGGUACGGACGCCUGCUGGCGGCCACGUUCAGCAUGAUCGGCGUGGCCUUCUUCGCCCUUCCUGCUGGCAUCCUGGGCUCCGGCUUCGCCCUCAAAGUGCAGGAGCAGCAUCGCCAGAAACAUUUUGAAAAGAGACGGAACCCAGCAGCAGGUCUCAUUCAGGCUGCCUGGAGGUUUUACGCUACCAACCUUUCCCGCACAGAUCUGCUGUGCACGUGGGAUUUUUAUGAGCAGAAUGUGUCCGUGCCAAUGUACAGGCUCAUUCCACCCCUGAAUCAGCUGGACCUGCUGAGGAACCUGAAGGGCAAGUCGUUCAGGAAGGAGUCCCAGCCUGAAGCCUCUCCCAGUAAUGAGAAUGCACACAAAGACAGACUUUGUGGGUGCUGUCCGAGAACCAUUAGCCGGAAAGCCAGCCUGAAGGACAAGGUCUUCCCCAGCCCUUCCAAGGCUCCUGCACCAAAAGGAAAGGCCCAGUCUCCAGGGGCGGAGGAGGGGGCUGAAGCCAGUCCCAGCAAGGUCGCCAAGAGCUGGAGUUUCACCGAGAAGAACAAAGGGCCAAAGCACGCCUUCAGGGUCCGGGGAAGCACGUCGCGGCAAAACUCUGAGGAGGCGAGCCUCCCGGGAGAGGAACUCGGUGACGACAAAGGCUGCCACUGUGAGUUUCUCACUCAAGAAUUACCUCCGGGACUGAAGGUUUCAAUAAGGGCAAUCUGCAUUAUGAGGUUUCUGGUCUCAAAGAGGAGAUUCAAAGAGAGCUUGCGGCCUUAUGAUGUCAUGGAUGUGAUCGAGCAGUACUCUGCAGGUCACCUGGACAUGCUGUCGCGAAUUAAGAACCUGCAGUCCAGGAUAGAUAUGAUUGUCGGGCCCCCUCCCCCAUCAACACCUCGCCAUAAGAAGUCCACUGAAGGUCCUAGAGUUGACCAGAUAGUGGGUAAAGGUGCUAAAGCUGAGGGAGAGGCUGAGGACCAGAGCAUGAUGGGACGUCUGGUUAAAGUGGAAAAACAGGUGGCCUGCAUGGACAGGAAGCUUGAUUUCCUCGUCAACGUAUAUGUGCAGCGUAUGGGCAUCCCUCGCUCCGAGACACAGGCCCUCUUCAAUUCCAAAGAGCCGUAUCCAGCUCCGCCUUACCACAGCCCAGAGGAGAGCAAGGAGGACAAAGAGGCAAAAGAGGAGGCGAAAGAGGUGAGGGAGGUGAAGACAAGUUCAGCAGCCGAGGUCCUGUGCUCCGAUGGCUCCUUGGAAAAGAAGGACCCGCUACUGGGUCGGCCCGUGGCGAGGUCCGUGGGCACGCCGUCCGGCAGCCACAGCCGCCCCUCCACCUCGUGGCAGCACCAGCUGCAGCACCCCCUCAGCCAGCCUGCCUGGAGCAGCAGCGUGGCCAACACGCCGUCGCCGGUCGGCGCCAACGGCGACCACUCGCCGGGCCUCUUCCGCCUGCCGCCCCCGCCCGCCCCGGCCCACGACCGCUCCACCUCCGGCCCCGGGGGCAGCAGCAGGGAGAGCGGCUCCCACGGCCGCAGGCGCCACAGGAGGCAGCGGUGCCAGCAGGACGCCGGCGCCGGCGCCGCGGGGAGCGACACGUCGCUGUCCAUCCCGUCCGUGGACCACGAGGAGCUGGACCGCUCCUUCAGCGGCUUCAGCAUCUCGCAGGCCAAGGAGGACUUCUUCGGGCCGUCCUUCUUCGCGGGUUCGGGAGGCGGGCCCGGAGCGGGGACUGAAGCCGGACCUUCUCUCUGUGCCAGGGUCAGGCCCUUCAUAGCAGAGGGCGAAUCGGACACGGACUCCGACCUCUACGCUCCUUCACCCUUGUCCUUCACUGGAGAGGUCUCAUGCGGGGAGAGGGGGUGGCCGGGACUGAAGUAGGCCGGGAUGAGCGUCUGCCUGGCAGAGGCGUGUUUGGUCGAGGUCAACACCGUUGAUCAUCAAUUCAUUAUGACACCGUUGUAGCCAACGUGAAUGAUCGUUGUUGCUGAUGAAUCUAUGCGUUAAGUGGAUGAUUACCGUAGUAGAAUAUAAAAACCACCGGUUUGUCCUUCAUUGCCCUAAACACAAUAGCAUUGUGUCCAUUGAGAUCUCGAGUAAUUAGAAAAUAGCUGCUUAUGGUCUUUAGUUGUGAAGACAUUUGUUGUAUUAGGGAAGAAAUGUGUGUGACAGUGGACAGCUCUCCACUUUGCUUUGAACCGAUACUGAUUUAUUUUAAACAGACGAGAUACUGUUGCAUCACUCUUCUUAUUUUUAGUAGUGAGUGGAUUUUAGCACUUUGUUAAACACUGAUCACCAAACUCUGAAAGCAUAGAGUGUGGGACGAGUCUUCUCACAUGGUCAGCGUAGUGUCUUGAUAACUUCUAUAUGUUUGAAUGACUUGAAGUGUUACUGUAUGAUGCCAAAUCUUAGCUCUGAUAAUCAAUUAGAUUUUUGCAGGGGGAACAAAAUGCUUGCUCUUCAGCCCCAUUAAUUCAGCCCGGCUAAUAUUGAGUCCUGAAGUUUUCCCCUCAAAGUAUUAAAGAACACGCCCUCGUCAAUAAACCAGUCAGUCUCCUGCAUGGCAUGUUAAAUGGUUGAUUUGGGAACUGUGCGAAGCAGGCGACGGAACUACAAACGGCAGUGAAUAAAACAUGAAUAUGUGCAUGCAUGACUGGUUUCAAUCUAAAAUGUGUUCAUUUUUAAAGAGCUUUGCUUGAGGUUCAAUCAUGUAAAUGCGUCCGGGCCUUGCCGAUUUCAAUAGCUCUUCUUUUCUUGGCAAAUACGACUUUAAAUUACAUAUGCACCAAGUUUUAUUUCACAUAUAGGAUGUAUGGAAACAAUAUGGGUCUUACUGGCUUGAGCUCAAACAUUUUCUACUGUUAUCACACAACUUGUAUCAUUGACGCUGGACUGAGUGAAUCACAUGUAACAGUUACUCACUCUGUGCUGCUGUGUCAGCUCUGCACUAAAUAAGGAAACGCAAUAAAAUAAGAAAGGCAACCGAGAACCAUCCUUUACAAACAUUAUCACGGCCUCAGUUUUCACACUGAAAUCAGAUGUUUUACAACUAAGCAAAUCAAAAAAACAAAGACCUAGUAUUUCAAAAAUGUAACGCAAGGAAAGAGCAAAUACUCUAGCUCACUUCCUGAGCCAUUAACACUAAAAGCAUGGGAUUUAUGGGGACAAUUGAAGCAUGAACAGGUUUUGUGAAACUAACCCAAGCUAAAGCAAAUCAGUGUCAACGUUUUAACAUUAGGACUGAAAGGUGGACAUCGACAUCAGUGGAAAUAUAAUUUAUUAACGACUGCUGAUACUUUAUCCAUAUUUUUCAAAAAAUAAGAAACAAACUGCGGCAUGUUUUCUACAAACUAAGACCUAUACGGUUUUACAUUAUACUGCAGCUCCUCAACACCACCUGUAACUGCGCCUCCUUCAAUAAUAAAACUUUGUACACAAAUAA
This is a messenger RNA of Betta splendens (Siamese fighting fish), 4872 nucleotides long. RefSeq names its product potassium voltage-gated channel subfamily KQT member 2-like. Gene Ontology annotation, cellular component: membrane. Gene Ontology annotation, biological process: potassium ion transport; transmembrane transport. The record is from RefSeq and is a predicted model, not a curated record. The transcript has 17 exons. NCBI's taxonomy places the organism in Eukaryota, Metazoa, Chordata, Actinopteri, Anabantiformes, Osphronemidae. Gene Ontology annotation, molecular function: voltage-gated potassium channel activity. Bases 585 to 3311 code for a protein of 908 amino acids.